AUGCUCAUGAAAUCUGCAAUACUCGCAACCAUCUUCGCCGCCGCGGCGACGGCCCAGUACGGCCACUACAGUUGCGAUCCUGCAAAAGGAAGUUGCCAGGAGACUUGGCUCAGUUCAUCUACGACCAAGAUAGGCCCGUCCUUUACCCAUUAUCCGAGCAUAUAUGGUAACCCACACGAUCGUCACCCCAAUCCAUACAUUGGUUGGCUCAGUCGUCACCCGAAAAGUUCUAGCCGCUCUUCUAGCAGCUAUUUCAGCUACCAAACGGGCUAUUCCAGCUAUGAGACGAGCUCUGAAAGCUAUGGAUCGAGCUCUACCAGCACCGAGAGCAACCUUAUCGGCUAUGGAUCGAAGUCGAUCAGCAGCGAGAGCAGCUCUUCGAGCAAAAAGUUGAGCACUUCCAGUGGUCCGUCUAGCUCCAAGGCAACAUUUACCCUCACACCCUCCAGCAGCGCCUCUGCCGUCUUCCCUCGCAUCUACUCGAACAGUUCCACACCCAUUACAUUCUCCUCCAGCUCCGCCAGCAACUCUACCGCUACUUCCUUCAGCAUUACCAACUCGCCCAGCUCCUCCUCGUCCACCAAAACCUCCCCAACCCUCUCCUUACAAAGCACAAAGAAAGUCUGCUCCCUCGUUGGAGGACCUUGCGGUGGUAGUAGUGGCACUAGAUGUUGCACUGUCAACCUCACCUGCGGUAGCUUGCUUGUCCGAAACAAAUGCUGUGUGCGCGAGAACCAAUUCUGCGUCUUCUCGCCUAAGCAGCCGACUGGUGGGUGCUGUGAAGGUGAUUGUCUUGGGGAUGGGGAUGGGCCGAAUUUCGUUUGUCAGAUGCCUAGAUGA
This is a messenger RNA of Plenodomus lingam JN3, 840 nucleotides long. RefSeq lists its product as uncharacterized. Lineage: Eukaryota; Fungi; Ascomycota; Dothideomycetes; Pleosporales; Leptosphaeriaceae. The record is from RefSeq and is a predicted model, not a curated record.